Molecule: messenger RNA, 2609 nt
Organism: Orbicella faveolata
Lineage: Eukaryota; Metazoa; Cnidaria; Anthozoa; Scleractinia; Merulinidae
Product: putative ATP-dependent RNA helicase DDX49
Cellular component (GO): cytosol
Molecular function (GO): nucleic acid binding; ATP binding; RNA helicase activity
Source: RefSeq, a predicted model, not a curated record
GGGGCGGGCAGCGCCAACUGACAACGCUCUUCUUAUAGUUCUCCAGCUUGAGCAAACUCCUGAAGUAGGGUACGUUUUAAGAUGUCGUGGAAUGUGAGACCCCUGCUGACGCUUUCAUCUUGCAUGUUCCUCUGGAACUUAUGAUUUAACGCCUCAACAAUCAAGAUAGCCAGACGUACUUACCUGGCCUCGAGAAAGUAGUACGGCUACACGUAGGCCAGCCUCGGAGUAGACAAACUUCAUAAAAGAACGAUUUUGAGAAAGUACCAGUAUGGGGUUCGAAACCCAGAUUGAGUCUGUUGUUUGUUCUCGCCUUGCCCCGAGGGUUUUUCUCCGGAUUUGUCGAGUUUCUUUCCGCCAAAAUCAACACUUCUAAAUUCUAAUGUCUAUGUCGAUCCAGGAGACGAACCACUCCGUGUAUUUUGUUUUAUCUUUCCUUGAUUGUAAGGGUGUAUGCCUGGAAAAGUCACGCUUCCUGGUUGUGUACAGGAUCAAGACGUAUCGUAUAGUAGGGGCUCGCCUCACGCACUGGUCCUCGAGCGUGGGACUCUCGCAGGUUAGCUCCCAUAUGGCUGUGCGAGCUAAAGUUGCUCAACAACAAGAUGGCGGACGGCAGUGACAACACGUGUACUUUUUCCAGUUUGGGUUUAAAUAAAUGGCUUGUGAAACAGUGCCACGCUGUAGGAAUAAAACGUCCGACGGAAAUUCAACAGAACUGUAUUCCACCAAUCUUAGCAGGAAGAGAUUGUAUUGGCUGUGCGAAAACUGGAAGCGGAAAGACGGCAGCAUUCGCUCUGCCGAUUCUUCAGAAACUCUGCGAAGAUCCGUACGGGAUAUUCGCUGUAGUUCUCACUCCCACCAGGGAACUGGCUUAUCAAAUCUGUGAUCAGUUCAGAGUUCUUGGCAAACCCAUAGGCCUCAAGGAAGCUGUUAUCAUAGGCGGUCUGGAUAUGAUGAAACAGGCCUUGACACUUGCUGAAAAACCUCAUGUUGUUAUAGCAACUCCUGGGAGACUUGCUGACCACCUUAAGAGCACAGAUACAGUUGAUCUCAAGAGAAUUAAGUUCUUAGUUCUUGACGAAGCAGACAGACUUUUGGAUCCAUCAUUUGGUGAAGAUCUACAGGUCAUUUUUGACAAUGUUCCGAAGAAAAGACAGACAUUACUUUUUAGUGCCACUCUCACGGAUACACUGCAGGAACUGAGAGAGAUGUCUUGCAAUGAUCCAUUUUACCAUGAAGUCAAGUCUGAUAUUGCAACAGUUGCCGAACUUGACCAGAAAUACAUUCUAACUCCUGCAAGUGUGCGAGACUGUUAUCUCAUUCAUGUGCUGAGGGAGCACAGUGAAAAUAAAUCAGUGAUUGUCUUCACGCAUACCUGCAAAAACUGCCAAACAUUGGCAAACAUGUUAUGGAAAUGUGAACUUCCUUGUGUGGCUCUACAUUCACUCAAAUCCCAAGGAGAAAGACUGGCUGGCUUAGCUACAUUCAAGUCAGGAAUAGUCAAGAUUCUUGUAGCAACUGAUGUGGCAAGCCGUGGAUUGGACAUUCCCCAGGUAGAACUUGUUAUUAACAGCAAUGUGCCAGCAUCACCAAAAGACUACAUACAUCGUGUUGGCCGUACAGCGAGAGCAGGGCGUGGUGGAAUGGCCUUAACACUAGUGACGCAGUAUGAUGUAGAGCGGGUGAAACAAAUUGAAGCUACUAUCAACACAAAGCUUGUUGAGUUUGACACUAAUGAGAACGAAGUGCUGCCAUUGCUGAAGGCAGUCAUGGUGGCGAGAAGAGAGGCUGAGUUGAGAGUCAGAGGAAGUGCUGUGUUGGAAAAGAGAAUGAUUAACAAGCGAAAGAAACUUCUCCUGGAAGGCAAGGAUCCUGAUGUGAAGCCAGUGAAAAAGAAAAGGAGGAACAAACAUGGGAGAGAAAAAGCAAAUUGAAAAAUGAUUUUGUUUUGAAACUGUGGUUGGCUGAAAGAAGUUGAGGUUUAACAAGGUACAUGGCAGAAAAUUCACAUAGUUUAUUUCAUGAAAUUUGGGCCAAAACUUAGCUUUACUUCUUGACACUUGCUCACACAAAAAUUACAAAACUGUGAUACUUUGAUGUUGCAAAAAUUGAAUGUACCAGUAAGAAAGUACUCUUUUAUUCUCACUGACAGCCUUGCCAAAAUUUGUAUUACAUAGCCCUAAGUCUAGCAGAAAUGCAACAUGGAGUUCAAUUGGAACAACAAUAUCUGUAUACAGCUGUUUCGACAAAGGUUGUGUCACAAAACUUAAGCAUACACCACAAUGCCGAUUGACAGUGAUAGUUUAUCGUAACUUGAUUUAUGUUCACAGUGUUUCAGCAAGAAGGAAAGGGAAGCAUGAGUAAAUGUUUGUGCUGUUUCUUUCUAUCACGCUGAAACAACUUGCAGCUUCAAUCAAGACACCUUAAGCCACCAUUACCCAUAAUACCUUUUGACAUUGUUGCGUAAGCUGAUACGCUUUUGUGGGACAACCUUUCUCAAAACAGCUGUUUACCAUCAAGAAAGGAGGCUCUGGAUAACAUAAAUUUACUGGUGUGUUCAAGAGGUUGCAACAGAAAUAAAAAUAAAGCAUCUUUCGUCAGUUAAUGCA